UUUCUGCUUCAUAGUUUUAUUUAUUCUUAUAAUGAUAUCAUUUUACUACUGAAUUGGAUGAGGCCCCUACGACGUUCACACAUCUUGAACUGUGGGUGGCAGCAAUUCGGAUGAGUGGGUUAGUUCACUCUACCGGAAGUGUAGAAGGAGGAAUUUGUGGUCUGACGUGCUCUGAGUAUACUCCGACUGUCCGACUGUCAAUAACAGAACAUUCAAGCAAAUACACAUGUGAAGCCAGGAAACAUGAGCAAGAAAACCAGUUGGGAACUUUAAUGAUCGCAGGCCAAUCAGAAAAAAAAUAUUAAGUGGCGGAGCGUGUGGGCUGCGAAGACCGGAGGUCAAAGUUCAGACUGAAGAUGGUCUGAUGGACCGACGCUUUGUGCUGACCUUCAUCCUCUGCUCCGUGUCCUGGGUGUUCUUCUGGGAAGUGCGCUGGAAGAAAUCGAAGGGAACUCAGAUAGAAGAAUGGCUCCAAAAACACCGCUUGUCCGAGUACAAGCACUUAUUUGAGGAUGUACAGACGCUGGAGGAGCUGAGUCUGAAUGUGUUAACGAGGCUGGAGGAGGUCGUGCAAGAACAGCGACUCUGGCGGGACAUAUCUGAAGCCCACAUCCAGCUCCUCAGAGACUUCGCUUUUCAGGAGUGGCUCAGCUCCCAGAGCCUCGAGCACUACUACCACACGCUGAAAACUCUGGGUUGCAUCAAUUUGGAUGAUUUGGCCCAGUUUGACAGCCAACUUCAGCUGUCUCUGGCCGCGUGGGGCUACUAUUACGAGGACUACAUCAAGUUGUCGACCGGCGUGAAGGUCCUCCAAGCCAGUAGAAAUCACCGUGAUCAGGAUUACGAGAUUCAGCUGGUCCACAGCCUCGCUGAGAGGCGUCUCAACGAGAAGUGGUCCUUUGCAGGAGCUGUUAUAUUUGGCUGUACUGUUGCACUGUGCUUUCUUAUUCGAGACCUCAUGUUUUACGUGAUUGGUGGAAUAACUGUGUCCAUCAUCGCAUUCGUCUUCACCAUCAAAUUCCUGUGCGAGCUUGCUGCACGGGUCGUCAGCUUUCUCCAGAAUGAGGACCCUGGACGCCGUGGUGAUCGUAGCAUCUACGAUUAUGUGCGGGGCAACUACCUCGACCCACGCUCUUGCAAAGUGGCGUGGGAUUGGAAGGAGCCACAGGAAGUAGGCCAGACCAUGACUUUCCGUGUGCAGCUGUUUUAUAAAAAUGGCCAGCCAUUCCCCGCUCACCGGCCGGUCGGCCUGCGGGUCAACAUCACCCACAUGGAGCUGGCGCUGGACAUCCCCGUCACCCAGGAGGUGCUGCAGGACCCCGAGGCCAACGUGGUGAAGGUGGCGUUCACCGUACGCAAAGCAGGCCGCUACGAGAUCGCUGUGAAGUUGGGCGGCCUUAAUGUAGCCUAUAGCCCCUACUACAAGAUCUUCCAACCAGGAAAUGUGGUUCCAUCCAAGACAAAGAUAGCGUACCACUUCUCUACUCUGGUGCUCACGUAUGGCCAACAGCACACGCUGCAGAUUGAGCCUCGAGAUGAAUACGGAAACCCCACCAGCAACUCCACGUCACUCGUCGAUGAAGUCAACUAUAGUGUCUACAUGCACCCACUGGGAACGACGGAUGACAACGGUGACGAGGAGUACUACAGCAAGUCGGUGUCGUCCAAUAAGCAGCUGUGCCAGGUGCUGCUGCGUCUCACGCUGCGCCAGAUGGGCUGCUUCAGAGCCCGCAUCUCCUACCAGGACCAGCCGCUCAGCAACGGAGAAUUUGACAUCAUUGUGCUCAGUGAAAACGAGAAGAACUGUGUGGAGAAGAACGUGUCCACGCCAGGCAUCAGUAUCUACUUCGAGGCCUACCUGUACGGCACGGGGAAUUACAACAGCUCCCACUGCCACUUCCCAGCGCCCUCUCUGCUGGCGCCUCCGAGGCGGCCCUCCGUGGGCGACGAGGACGACGACCACGACUCCCCGACGGAGGGGCAGCCUGAGAAGCUCAAGAAACCCAAGAAGGUUUACUGCUACAUAUCGCCAAAGCAACUCUCAGUGAAGGAGUUUUACCUGAAGAUAAUCCCAUGGCGCCUUUUCACAUUCCGUGUGUGCCCAGGAACGAAGUUCACCUAUCACGGCCCCGACCUCAUCCACAAGUACUUGACGUUGGUGGUGGACGACGGCAUCCAGCCCCCCGUGGAGCUCAGCUGUAAAGACAGGAACAUCAUGGCCGCCACCUUCAUCCGCUUCCUGCACAAGAACAUCGGUGGCUCGGAGACAUUUCAAGACAAGGUGAGCUUCUUCCAACGAGAGCUCCGGCACAUGCACUCCAAACGACCUCGCACGAAGACCUGCUUGAAGAUCACGCGCCAAGCCAUACUGGAUUCUUCUCUGAAGGCAACCAGGAACUUUUCGGUGUCGGACUGGAGUAAGAACUUUGAGGUGGUUUUCCAGGAUGAAGAAGCCCUGGACUGGGGAGGUCCUCGUCGGGAGUGGUUUGAGCUGAUUUGCAAGACUCUAUUUGACACCAACAAUCAUCUUUUCACCCGCUUCAGUGACAACAACCAGGGACUGGUGCACCCUAACGCAGAGCGGCCCCCUCACCUGCGGCUGAAGGUGUACGAGUUCGCCGGGCGUGUGGUGGGCAAGUGCCUGUACGAGUCAGCACUGGGCGGAGCUUACAAGCAGCUGGUGCGCGCUCGCUUCACCCGAUCCUUCCUGGCACAGAUCAUUGGCCUGCGGAUGAACUACAAGUAUUUUGAAACCGACGACCAAGAGUUCUACAAGACAAAGGUCUGCUUCAUCCUGAACAACGACGUGAGCGAGAUGGACCUGGUGUUUGCUGAGGAGAAGUACAGCAAGUCCGGACAACUGGAGAAGGUGGUGGAGCUGAUUUCAGGAGGCGCUCAGAUCACGGUCACUAACGAGAACAAGAUCCACUACCUGAAUCUGCUGGCGCAGUACCGGCUGGCCAGCCAGGUGCGAGACGAGGUGGAGCACUUCCUCAAGGGUUUGAAUGAACUGGUUCCAGAGAAUCUUCUAGCCAUAUUUGAUGAAAAUGAGUUGGAGUUGUUGAUGUGUGGUACAGGUGACAUCAAUGUUCAGGACUUCAAAGCCCAUGCGGUGAUUGUUGGAGGCUCGUGGCACUUCAGAGAGAAGGUGAUGAAGUGGUUCUGGGCGGUGGUGUCCUCCUUCACUCAGGAGGAGCUGGCGAGGCUGCUGCAGUUCACCACCGGCUCCUCACAGCUGCCCCCUGGUGGCUUCAUUUCAACCAGCUGUGCCUCCCUACGUACGAUUCCUACGAGGAGCUGCACAAACUGCUCAAGCUGGCCAUCAGCGAAGGGAGCGAAGGUUUCGGCAUGCUGUGAACCCGCCUCACUUCCUGUCCUGAUGCUAACCAGGAAGUGGCGGAGUGGAGUGAAGGUCGGAGUAGAGGACAGACUCCACACACUUAACCAGUAGACACUGCGGCUCGUGUAUUCCAGUGAGCCCCUAUAUACCUGUAUCAGAGGAGGUUGCAGUAUAUCUGGAGGAAGCUUCUGGAAGCUCGGCAGUCCUGGCCAACAACCAGACGUGUGUAUAAUGUAAAUGAAUUACAUGAUAAUGCUGUUUUCUUCCUUUUUUAUACUUACUAUGACGAAACCCAAGAGCAGUGGCCCAACUAGAGUUUUAUUGUAGACGCUUAAAGAAGGGUUAGGGUACAUUUAGUAGCUGCUUAUCUAGAGAGUAGUGAUGACAGUUUGCCAUUCGAAAGCUGGAGACUUUGAAUACAGAGUAUCAGCCUCCAAACGGUGUGGGCCAAGCCACACAUCCAUAGCACUUUUGCCUUAACUGAUCAGGUAAGGGUGUGUGUGAGCGAGUGAGUGUGAGAGAGAGUGUGUGUGUGUGUGUGUGGUGUGUGUGUGCGUGUGCAUGUACAUUAUUGUGUAAUUCCAUCGUAUUUGUAUGUAUAAUGUCAAUAUCUUUGACGGAUCUGUGAUUUGAUGUGUCCGUGCUCUCAAUGAGGGAUGUACCUUGUUUUUGUUGGUGAGGUUUUUUUUUUUGUUCUUUUUUUCUUAUAUUUAAUUUCCCCAUUUGCUAUAAUGGGUAAAAAGCUCCAACCACAGUUUAUUGGGUGGAUUGUUGCAAUUAACCUCCAGUGAUGGAAAAUGGAGGCCCGAGCAGCUGUUGAACUGCUGGCGAAAUAGGAAGAGCUUCUAUUGCUUUCAUCCAUAAGGGAUGCAGUUCUGUGUGGUCUUGUUUUUAUUUACCAUUUCGUUUUAGUGUUCUGCCUUAUUUGAACAUGGGCCUGUUUGUUGUUCAUGGUCAUGAUCAUGUUAAGUCCUCUGUUGAAGCAUGUUGAAGUGUUUUGCACAAAUCUGAGUUGAAAUAGCAAAGUGAGACUGAAUUGGGGACUGUGCGACAGGUGAAGGAAUUCUAGGAAUUGUAGGAGUUCCUCUGUGAGAUGCACAUCUCGGCACCUCCACCAGGGGGAGCACUGUAAGGUGAACUGAUACUGUUUUGGCCACUGGAACAUUACAGGUCAAAACGUUAAGAGAUGACAGCAUAGGAUUCAAAGGGUCCUCAGUGAAUAACUUUUUCUUUUAUAUUGUUUUUUUUUUUUUUGGCUAAUUUAUUUCAGUGACCAAACUGUCAGUUGGGAAAUAUACCUGUGUUUGUUAAUUCGUGUACACCUCAUCCAUGUUGACAUGGUGAGUCUGAAGCCUACUGAAUGUGUUUCUGUCCGUCUUUUUAUUUACUUGCUUAAUUUGCUUUGUUGACCUUCUAUGGUGUUGUGUGGGUCUCCAUAGUGUUUUAUUUCAUUCAAAGGUUCAAAAGGGCAAGUGGGUUAUUUAUUAAUUCGUUAUUAAAAGACAGAUUCUGAAAAUGUCAUAUAAAGAAAUGAGCAUCAAUCCAAAGGUAUUAUAUUCACAUUCCACAGUCAGCAAGAGUGCGUCAGUAUCCUCAAGCUCUACUCUAGUGUUGAUUUUCAGUUUGGUUGAUAUGAAACCUAACAGUUGAGAGCAGUGUGGUUAAGCAUAUUUCUGUGCUAUAGUAUCCCAAAGGAUUUGGCCACUAUGAAUUUCUUUCAAUUUCCGGGAAUGAGUUUGACCUAUGACCCUUGAGUCUUGAAAACAUUACUUUAAACUACUGGCCUCGUCACUUCAACAUACUAUGUUGAAUAUUUCUCCUUUUGCCUGAUUAAAUAAGUGCACCUAUGCUGUUUGGACUGCAGUGUUAAUUGAUCUAAACCCCCAUGGUUACAGGGUAGCAGUUGAAGUAUUUCCACCAGUUGAAAGCUCUCUCUCUUCUCUUUAUCAGAAUAAUGUUACAUGAGUUGGACUUCAGGGUGGAUCUCAGUUGAUCAAUUCAGUAACAGAAGCCAGCUAAUGCAAGAGUCUUUCUGUGUGUGUUACCUUUUGGACUGUUUUCAACAUCAGUCGACGUGGUCAUCUGCUCUUUUAAUUUGUGUGACGGAGGUGGAAGGGAAGAGUUGGAACGCAUCCAAACAUUUAAGCAGCGUUAAGUUAUCCAGCCGUCCUAUGAAACACGGAAGAUGUCACCAGCCGCAGUAAUGACAUGCGUAACUGUUGGAGAUGUAGAAAUCCUGCACUUGACUGACACUGGAAGUUGUCUUUAUCAGUUGCGCCAGGCCAUUAUGUGUUAUUAUGAGUGACAUGAUGUUUUGAGUUUUGCCAUUUUAAAUUCUUGUGAAUAUUGUGUGAUGGCUGUUUGCAGGCUUGACGUGAGCUGUUUCAAUUUGUUUAUAUUUUUCUUUCUUAUAUUUGAAAUGGGAGAUUGGUCAAGGUCAUCACUGAGGUCACAAAUGUGUGUUUCCUCCUCACUGUUGUAAGCUUUGAUGAUGCCAUCAACCUGUUGAUUAAAUGAAGAAAUAAACCACAGCAGACACAA
Sardina pilchardus (European sardine) is the source of this 5881-nucleotide messenger RNA. It is a transcript of the gene arel1, whose product is annotated as apoptosis resistant E3 ubiquitin protein ligase 1. Lineage: Eukaryota; Metazoa; Chordata; Actinopteri; Clupeiformes; Clupeidae. Gene Ontology annotation, biological process: protein polyubiquitination; negative regulation of apoptotic process. Gene Ontology annotation, cellular component: cytoplasm. Gene Ontology annotation, molecular function: ubiquitin protein ligase activity. The record is from RefSeq and is a predicted model, not a curated record.